AGUUAAAUUUAACCACGCCCCUACAGCUAGGGGCAUAAUUAUUUUUGGUGAAUGGUGGUUCCAUUUCAUGCAUUUUCCAGUCUCUUGCAAGGUUUGAGCUAUUAUGGCAGAAGGCAGUGAAGCAACUGCAAGAACUACGUCAGUGAAAGCUAAAGGAUUCUUCAAGCGAGCCCCAACUGUCGUUGGAAUCAAUCUCACCACCUCUGAAGCAGAUAGACUCAGGACAGACAAGGAGAGAGUCAACAAUUGGAAGAGAUGGGGACCAUACCUAUCUGAGAGACAGUGGGCAACUGUACGUGAAGACUACUCACCUGAUGGAUCCUGCUGGGAUUAUUUCCCUCAUGAUCAUGCUAGAUCCCGCUCAUAUCGCUGGGGUGAGGACGGACUUCUAGGCAUCACUGAUAGACAGUGCAGACUCUGUUUCGCUCUAUCACUUUGGAAUGAGAAAGACUCAAUACUGAAAGAGAGGUUAUUUGGUUUGACAGGUCCAGAGGGCAAUCACGGCGAGGACUGCAAGGAGUGUUACUAUUAUCUUGACUCGACUCCUUCUCAUUCUUACAUGAAAGCACUCUACAAGUACCCACAGGCAGAGUAUCCUUACGCAAAACUAGUUGAAGAGAACCGAAAGCGCUCGAACCAGGAGCUAGAGUACGAGCUUGAAGACACUGGAGUUUUUGAUGAGAGCCGCUAUUGGGAUGUGUUUGCCGAGUAUGCCAAAGCCGGUCCAAAUGAUGUCCUUAUAAAAAUAAAAGUGUGUAACCGGGGACCAGAGGAGAGUACCUUGCACCUGUUACCGACUCUUUGGUAUCGUAAUACCUGGAUAUGGGGCUGUGAACAUGAGGGCUGUACCCGUAAAGCAUUGCUAAAGAAGGUUGAUGGUAGCCAUGUUGUUGGUAGUCACGAGACACUUGGUAAGAGUCACUGGUUUGUUGGUCCUGAUCCUAAUGGUGAAACACCUCCUCUACUUUGGACUGAGAAUGAGACUAAUAUGAAGAAACUCUAUGGGAUCGAUCACUAUACAAUAUAUUAUAAAGAUGCUUUUAACAGAUAUGUCAUUAACAAUGAAAAGGAUGCAGUGACCCCUGAUAAUAGGGGCACUAAAGUUGCUGCCUAUUACGUACUGAAAGUCCCUCCUGGUGGAGAAGCAGUCGUGAAGCUAAGACUCUGCGAUGAGGAAAGCAUCCCCAAGGAAGAUCCCUUUGGGGACUCGUUUGAUAAAGAAUUUGCUAAUCGAAUCGAAGAAGCUGAUGAAUUUUAUGACGGAAUAAUGCCUCACUCUUUCAGUAAAGAACAGAAGCAAAUAGCCAGACAAGGAUAUGCUGGUUUGCUAUGGAGCAAGCAGUUCUAUCAUUACAUUGUGGAUGCUUGGCUUAAUGGCGACCCUGAUGCUCCCACUCCUCCCCGCGAGAGACUAGAGGGACGCAACAAGGAAUGGAUGCACUUGUUUAACAGGGACAUUGUAUCAAUGCCGGAUAAAUGGGAAUAUCCGUGGUAUGCCUCAUGGGAUUUAGCAUUUCACAUGAUACCCUUUGCUAAGAUUGAUCCCGAGUUUGCUAAAGAGCAGCUUAUACUGUUCCUCAGGGAGUGGUACAUGGCACCCAAUGGGCAGAUACCUGCUUACGAGUUCCAGUUCUCUGAUGUCAACCCUCCGGUCCAUGCAUGGGCUGUCUGGAGAGUCUACAAGAUGACUGCCCCCAAAGGAGAGAGAGACAUUAAGUUUCUAGCAAGAGCAUUUCAGAAAUUGAUACUUAAUUUUAAUUGGUGGGUCAAUCGUAAAGAUCCCUCAGGAAAGAAUGUUUUCUCUGGAGGAUUUCUGGGCCUUGAUAACAUUGGGAUAUUCGAUCGUUCAAAGCCGCUACCCACAGGAGGUGAGCUGGAGCAGGCUGAUGGCACGGCCUGGAUGGCAUUCUUUUGUGUGGUCAUGUUGGACAUUGCCCUUGAGUUAGCUUUCCACGACGACGUGUACGAGGACAUGGCAUCAAAGUUUUUCGAGCAUUUUGUCCUCAUUGUUGAUGCAAUGAAUAAGAUAGGAGCUUGUGAGGGCCAGGGCCUCUGGGAUGAGAAGGAUGGAUUCUAUUAUGAUUUCCUGAGAUUAGAUGGUACUAGUAUGCCCAUGCGUGUACGAUCAAUGGUGGGUCUCAUUCCUCUCUUUGCUUGUCUUGUACUGGAGGAUGAAGUGAUUCAGAAACUCCCCGGCUUUAGGAAGAGACUCAAAUGGUUUCUAGACAAUCGUAAAGACCUUGCCAAGCAAAUAUCUUAUCUUGAUUCACUGAAGGACAAUCAGUUCUGUCAUUUGCUGGCUAUACCAUCUAAGGAGAGGCUCCAGAGAGUCCUCCAUUACAUGUUGGAUGAGAACGAGUUCCUUUCGUCUUAUGGCAUACGCUCACUGUCUAAAGUUCAUGACAAGGAGCCUUUCUUCAUGGAGGUCCAGGGUGAGAAGCAUGAAGUUAGUUAUGUUCCUGCUGAGAGCAACACUUUCCUAUUUGGAGGAAACAGCAACUGGAGAGGACCUAUCUGGCUUUGUGUUAAUUUUCUUAUUAUUGAGUCUCUGGAGAGAUAUUACUAUUUCUAUGGUGAGGAUUUCAAAGUUGAGAACCCUGUUGGUUCUGGCGUGUACAUGAACCUCCUGCAAGUCAGUAAGGACCUUUGCCAGAGAGUCUGCUCUAUUUUUGAACCUGAUGAGAACGGGCGUCGGCCCUGCCAUGGGAACGACCCACGCUACUCCUCCGAUCCAAACUGGAAGGAUCUUGUACUAUUUUAUGAAUAUUUUGACGGAGACACAGGCAGGGGAUGUGGAGCAAGUCAUCAGACAGGAUGGACAGCACUUGUCAUGAGGUGCAUGGACAAAUUAGCUGCUGAAGAAGGCAGACAAUAAUAUUUUUAUUCAUUAUAUUUUUACAAUAAUCAGUAGAGAGAGAGAGAAAUGACACUUCAUUAGAAAUAUAUAAUUAUAGUGUGCAGAA
This is a messenger RNA of Amphimedon queenslandica, 2963 nucleotides long. RefSeq lists its product as uncharacterized. Gene Ontology annotation, biological process: oligosaccharide metabolic process. Gene Ontology annotation, molecular function: Glc3Man9GlcNAc2 oligosaccharide glucosidase activity. NCBI's taxonomy places the organism in Eukaryota, Metazoa, Porifera, Demospongiae, Haplosclerida, Niphatidae. The transcript has 14 exons. The record is from RefSeq and is a predicted model, not a curated record. Bases 104 to 2875 code for a protein of 923 amino acids.